AACAAGAUGUUUUGUUUUGGUAUCCGCUAGUUCAGAGCAGUGAUCUGUCAACAGGUAAAGCAACAAAACUGUACCUGGACAGUUUAAACCGCUGGAUUAAAGACGCUCGUGAGGAUCAUCUUUACUCUGCUUUGUCCGAGUCGAUGAAACGAACCGAGUUUCCAGUGAAAAAACAGACAUUUAGCUACAUUUGGUGGAAGCUAACGGUUAGCUAGCCUAGGCUAACUCGGAGUCACUACUGUCAACAGUUGUGUUCAGCAUGGACAGCACGGCGCUGGAGCUCGAUGCUGUCAAAUUUGCCAAAACAGCCGUGACCCACGACCAGAGCGGCAAAUAUAACGAGGCUGUGUUUUAUUAUAAGGAGGCGGCCCAGGCCCUGAUCUAUGCGGGCAUGGCCGGGUCCAAACUGGAGGGAAUCCAGGACAAAGUGAACGAGUACUUGGAUCGAGUCCAGGCGCUCCACAAUGCUGUCCAGGCCCAGAAGAGCGACCCUCUGAAGUCCCGGCAGCAGGUGGAUCUGGAGCGAGCUCACUUCCUGGUGACUCAGGCCUUCGAGGAAGACGAGAAGGGAAAUGCCGACGAAGCCGUUGAGCUGUACACUCAGGCUGUGGAGCUGUGCAUCAACACGUCCAACGAGACAUCGGACCAGGCGCUGCAGACUAAGCUGAAGCAGCUGGCCCGUCAAGCUUUAGACAGGGCUGAGGGUCUUAAAGAGUCCCAGUCCAGAUCGACUCCAACUCAGGACAGGACGGGGCCUCCUGGAGCCAAGCCCAGCACUGCCGGUGCCAGUUCUGGGGGGCCGGUCCGCCAGUUUCUCCCCCUCGGGCCAGAAUUCAGUCUCCAUGACCGACCGCAACCCCAGCCGGUCCGGGCGGUCCAGUCCAGCGAGCCUCAGGGUCAGCGCUACACGUCUGACGAGAUCGAGGUGCUCAGGAGUACCUCUACCAUCAAUAGCAUCGCCUACGUGCCCUUCAUGAGCGUGGACCUGAGGGAGAGAUUCGCCUUUCCCGUCCCUUUCUCGGACAAGUCAGGGAAACUGGCGCUGUCGCCCAAACAGACAGCCAUCUUCUCCCGCUGGGUCCGUCCAGACGAGCUCUGCAAUAACCCGACCAUGAUCAUGUCUGUGUCCAGCUUCAGCAUCAAGCAGACGGUGGUGUCUGACUGUUCCUUCGUGGCGUCGCUCGCCAUCAGUGCGGCCUACGAGAGGCGCUACAACAAGAAGCUCAUCACCAGCGUCAUCUACCCUCAGAACAGACGAGGGGAGCCGGAGUAUAACCCCUGUGGGAAAUACAUGGUCAAGCUUCACAUCAACGGAGUUCCCAGGAAGGUGAUCAUCGACGACUACCUGCCGGUGGAUCGUAACGGGGAGCUGCUGUGCUCGUACUCCAGCAACAGGAACGAGCUGUGGGUGUCGCUGAUAGAGAAGGCCUACAUGAAGGUGAUGGGAGGCUACGACUUCCCCGGCUCCAACUCGAACAUCGAUCUGCACGCGCUCACCGGCUGGAUCCCCGAACGCAUCGCCAUGCACUCAGACAAUCAGUCCUUCAGCAAGGACGACACUUUCCGCAUGCUCUACCAGAGGUUCCACAGGGGCGACGUCCUCGUCACCACAGCAACGGGCGUGAUGACAGAGGAGGAAGGGGAGCGAUGGGGUUUAGUGCCGACACACGCCUACGCUGUCCUCGACAUCAGGGAUUACAAGGGAAUGCGUUUCCUGCAGCUGAAGAAUCCGUGGAGUCACCUGCGGUGGAAGGGCCGUUACAGCGAGCGGGACGAGAAGAACUGGACACCGGAGCUCCUCAAGUACCUCAACUUUGACCCCAAAACGGCACAGAAGUUUGAUAACGGUGUCUUCUGGAUCUCCUGGGAGGACCUCUGUCAGUACUACGACGUCAUCUACCUGAGCUGGAACCCCGCGCUGUUCAAAGACUCCUCCUGUAUUCACAGUAGCUGGGACGGGAAGCAGGGCCCAGUGAAGGACGUCUACAGCCUGGCCAACAACCCCCAGUACAAGCUGGAGGUCCAGUGUCCGACGGGGGGGGCAGCCGUGUGGGUGCUGCUCACCAGACACAUCACCGACAAGGAUGAUUUUGCACAAAACAGGGAGUUCAUCACUCUCGUUGUUUACAAGACGGAUGGGAAGAAGGUUUACUACCCAGCCGACCCCCCUCCGUACAUCGACGGCAUCCGCAUCAACAGCCCCCACUACCUGACCAAGAUGAGGCUGACCAGCGCUGGAACGCACACCUUCACACUGGUGGUGUCCCAGUACGAGAAGCAGAACACCAUCAACUACACACUGCGGGUAUACUCCGGAUGCAAAUUCUCCUUCUCCAAGAUCCCAAACCCCUUCACUCAAACCAAACGGAUCAACGGCCAGUGGAAGGGGCCCAGCGCCGGAGGCUGCGGGAACAACAAGGACUCGUACAAACACAACCCCAUCUACCAGGUCAACCUGGAGCGGCCGGCGCCGCUGCUCGUCGAGCUGCGAGGGUCCAGGCAGUACAGCGUCGGCUUCGAGAUGGUGACGGUGUCGAUGGUGGGGGAUCCCGGCCCGGCUGCCGUUCAGAAGAGGAGCAGUGGAGAUUACAGGUGUGGCUUCUGCUACAUGGAGGCGGACCACGUCCCAGCAGGCCUCUACAACGUCAUCCCCACCACCUUCCUGGCCAAACAGGAAGGACCCUUCUUCUUGGACUUUGCCAGCACCUCACCCGUCAAGGUCUCCCAGCUCCAGUGAAGAUGGAGCUGGAGAGAGAGGAACUCGUGAGAGGUACUCGUGAGGGGUAUUUGGGACGUCUGCUUUGGAUGUGACGAGGCCUCGAUUAAACACAGACUACAGAAUGUCUCACAGCCUUUCCUCGGCUUCUCUCUCUUUGAAACCUCUACUGAGGACAGGUUGUGGGCUUGAACUUCAACGUUGGUUUGAUGAGUCCACGCAUGACUAGUAAACAAAUCAUCAGAAAGGAACUUCAGUCAGGAACGAAACCCAUCGAAAGUCAAAGCGCUUUGACGGACAGAAUAAAAUACACUUCUUCUUCUGCUGUAAUAAGAAUAAUAUCGUUUGGAGCAUCGACUUCCUUGUUCCUCGUGGCUCUCCUGAGAGGGCCGUGAUUAUGUGACCACAUCCUGGACUCAACAGGAUGCAGAGAAGUAACGGUUAACAAACGAGCACCAGCCAACGUCUGCGGACUUAGCGUCAUGGCCGCCUGACAGCAGCUCGUUUCUCUUUUGCUGCAUUGAGCACCUCGACGGUUCAGAAGCACUUGAUUAUCCAUUAUUAAUUAGAUCUGUACAUCACAUUAUCACUUCUCCACGGAAAGCAAAGGGAAGAACUGAGAUAUAAAUACAACUAAAUAAGAUGAUUAACAACAAACCAGAAAGAAAUACGACUUAGGGUCAAAAUAACUCUUAUUUAUAGAAAGUCAUGGAAACAAACUCAUGCUUGAGACGCUCACUACUGCAAAAAGACCAGAGAAGAAGAAGAAGGAGGAGGAGGAGCUUGAUAUUCAUGAUGCAAAACAAAUGAAGGCCUCAGUCGUCCCUCUCUGUAGUUGUUGCGUUACUUUACCCUCGUCAGACAUUGGUGACUUAGAUUUAAAUAGUCUGGAGACAAAAAAAGAAUUUUAGUUUCCUAAAGAAGAGUUUUUUUUUAAAUCUCAGGAGUCGUGCAGCAGAGCAGCACCACAGGGAGUCCAGUAUGGCAGCUGUGUGUGUGUGUGUGUGUGUGUGUGCGUGCGUGCGUGCGUGCGUGGGUGGGUGUGGGUGUGUGUGUGCGCUUGACUGUCGCUAUCAACCUUUUACAGGUAAAAAAAAAGUAAAUGUUUUGCCAAGUACACAUCCUGUUUACCUUUAUUUCUUGACGUUCUGCACUGUUUUAUAAUUUCUCUUCAUGUUUGCUGUCAAGCACAAAAUAUGGAAAUGAAUAAUAUGUCACUUUGUUCCUUCAACGCAAGCAGUUUAAACCGUUUUCAGGAAGCUGCUCUCCUCGUUUCCUCACCUUGUUUCCUCUCCUCGUUUCCUCACCUCGUCUCCUCACCUCGUUUCCUCUCCUCGGCUCGUCUCCUCUCCUUGUUUCCAGUGUGGGUAGCUUCAUCCAUCAUCGUCUGUUGUGAACUGAUGUUAUCUCUGAUGAAAACGUUCUGGAAGCAGUCAGUCAAUCUCACUGCAUGUGCAGAUGUUUGUGUUCCAUCAUUAUAUUUUAUGUUAUUUUUUGGUCAAACUACUUUAAUCUUCUUUCCAAACUUCAUAUAAAGCUUGUGUGACGGACAGCUGACAGCUGUGCGGCGCCCUCUAGUCUCCUCUCCUCGUCUCCUCGUCUCCUCUCCUUCUUGAUGUUGAGUGGUAAAGUGCAGCAGAGGCUGCUGUGCGUGUCGUUUACAUCUUAAGCUGCUGUAGUGAAGGUGAAGCCAGACGCAUUAUUGUGAUUUCAUCAUCGCUUCUCUUCUUUGAGUUUUUAGCCAAUGAAAUGUUCCUCACAAGGUCAAAGGUUACAUCGACAGCGUGUAUAUUAUUCACAUUGAUAUAAAACAGAACGUGUUGAACUGGUGAUUUAUUUCGGGUUCUUUAUAAAACUUCUUUGUUCCGGCCGUACUGUUCAUUGGUGUCACCCCGCUGUGGCCGGUAGAGUUAGUUAUUGACUAUACUGUUAUACCGCAGUAUAGUGCAGUAUAGUGCAGUAUAGUGCACGUGGCUCUCACUGCAGCACAGACUGCACCAGCAGGGCGAUGUGCACGGAACCAUAUUACAGAAACAUUUUCAACAAUAUCCACAAAACGUUCUUUUCUUAAAGAUUGCAUUGUGUUGACAUGUUUCAGCUUAGCUUUACAUCCCAUGAAUAACUCGGUGCACAUUAUUCCAUGUAUGUGAUGAACCUCACCUGGAGACAGUUUCACUCAUAACUGUUAAUAAUUCAUCAAGAAGCCAGCGUGACGGUAAUGAACUGAAGAUGCUGUUGUGCUAAAGGGUUGAAAUGUUCUCUUCACAGUUGAAUACAGCUUUAAACAUUCAUUGCCAAGUACUUUUGAAUUAUGUUUGUUGAUUGAUUGUGAAUCAGUUAUGAAUCAAAGUUAUUAUUAUGAAUGCCGUAUCUCUCUACGAUGUAUUAAGUUAUGUUUUUAAUUGGCAACAAACUGACUAAUUUAAACUCUGCAGCAGGACAAUCUCGCAGCAGCCUGCUGUGUGAACGACGAUGUAAUGUUUGCAGAAGUUGCACUAAAUGUUCAUACCAGACAGAGUCAAAUAAAGUGGAUUGAAUUCAGCACGAGUGUAUUUUAUCUUUCAUAAAUUCAGGGUUUUUAAAUUUAAAUUUCUUUCUGCCUCAAGCUCUCGAAAAAACGUUUCCUCUUUGUAUAUUUUGGUUAUUUGUGAGGAUACGUCAUGAAGCCGUUGUGGAGCGGUAUCAUCAUCACGGUGAAACCAGGACAGACAAACAGUCACUGAAGGAAACAAAACAUCCUGCGAUGGAUCUCAUGAACAUGCUGCUGGAUGUUUGAUAUCGUGGACCUUUACUCCGUCGUCACCGCCGACGUGCGUCCGUUUACGCCGGCCAAAUGUAAGGAAACAAAGUAUUCUUCUUAAAUGAAUCUCUGACAUUUAGACAACUUUUAUCCCACUUUAUCCAAUACAAAAGUUCAAAAGAAUCAAAAACACGAACAUUAAGACAAAGCUACAUCUGACUGCUUACAAAGAGUCAUACGUCUGAGAGUAGCACCGCCACAAAUAGAAGCAAAUAAUUCAGAUUAUGAAGUGAAAUAAUCUAAAUGAUUAAAAAAGGGAAACUAUCGUUUAGUCAUGUGUAUUGUGAGACGGGGUUACUUAAGAUACGUUUUUAAAUGCUUCAUGAACACCAAAUCAUACUGUGUAUAGAAUAUGUUUUACAGGAUAUUUAGUAUUUCCAGUCUCGAACAGAACUUGACCGUGUCACGUGCUGCCUGCUGUGCAGCAGACGGAGGUGAAGAUAAAACAAUCAUGGCGGCAAAAACUAAGACUAGAAAAGCUCAAAUGUAAAUGAACUUACUAAAAUGAAAGACUUAAAGCAGCUUAUAUGUAAAAUAAACAGCUUGUUUUAAACAUCGGAGGGAACAUUUACAUCCUUAUAACUGCAGAAUAGCAACACAGUCAAGUAUGAAAUACAGGUUAAGACGAGUUAUUUAUUAAACUUCUCCACGUGUGACUUUCAUCCUUUAACAUAAUUGAUGCACGGUUUACAGAACAGUAA
Messenger RNA from Anarrhichthys ocellatus (wolf-eel), 6217 nucleotides. It is a transcript of the gene capn7, whose product is annotated as calpain 7. Gene Ontology annotation, molecular function: calcium-dependent cysteine-type endopeptidase activity. The transcript has 21 exons. The coding region runs from base 260 to 2737 and encodes 825 amino acids. Gene Ontology annotation, biological process: proteolysis. Lineage: Eukaryota; Metazoa; Chordata; Actinopteri; Perciformes; Anarhichadidae. The record is from RefSeq and is a predicted model, not a curated record.